CACCCCUAACAGCAGUCAUCUGAGUCAAUUUUUUCCGGCGUUUACAAUCCACCCCCAGGUUCCACAUGUCGUCCAACCUCGUCUGCUUUAACCGUGAAUAAAUGUAUUUAGUCAGUCAAAUAUCAGCAUGUCUUUAGUUACCAAAAUAUGUAAACUCUGUGUGUUCUUGGGGUUUACGAUCCUGGCCGUGCUUUUAGUGAAACACUGGUUGGCCACCAAACAAUACGUGUUUACUAAGGAAGACGUCGCUAAGAUAGCCACACAGUAUGCAGGGCAGGACCAUGAACAAGCCUUUGCCAAGAUCGUGGUGGAACUCAGGAAAAGAUAUCCUGGUCACAUCCUGCCAGACGAGGACCUCCAGUGGGUUUUUGUGAACGCUGGCGGGUGGAUGGGCUCCAUGUGUCUCCUCCACGGCUCCCUCACCGAGUACGUCCUGCUGUUCGGCACAGCCCUGGACACCGGAGGACACUCAGGUCGCUACUGGGCUGAGAUCUCUGACACCAUCAUCUCUGGAACAUUCCACCAGUGGAAGGAGGGGACCACCAAGAGUCAGCUAUAUUACCCAGGUGACACCCUGGUGCACGGGGUGGGCGAGGCGGCGGCGGUGCAGUGGUCUUCAGGGACCUGGAUGGUGGAGUAUGGCCGGGGCGUCAUCCCCUCCACGCUGGGUUUCGCUCUGGCAGACACCAUGUUCAGCACCCUGGACCCCCUCACCCUGCUGCACACUGCACGCAUCUACUGCAAGGCCCUGCUGCUUGAGGCCGCCACCGCACUGGAGCACUACGGCUUUUUCUGAGGACACAUCCCCCAUGAAGACCUGCCUAUAUGAGGACUCUCACCCCUCUGACAACACGCCCCCCUUCUCUGUUGACACACCUCUAUAACCCCCUUCCCCUCAUGACACACUACUCAUGUGUCAUGCAUCCGUUGGAGACCGGCUGGCUUCAAAGAUUGAUCCAUUCUACUCGUGACGUCACUAAUGGUUAGAUGUGAUGUUCUGUCUACACAGGGCUGGUGAAUCUGUGUUGUUGCCUGUGUUCUCAUCUCAUAUUGACUCAUUGUUCCCAGCCAAGCGUGUUUUAUUACACGGCACACCAGUUCCACUCAAGGAUUGCACACAUUAUUUUAUAGUAAUGACAUUUUCUUUUAUAAUAAAGUUACCAAUAAAGUUAAUCUCCCAACUUCAAAAUUAC
Messenger RNA from Gadus morhua (Atlantic cod), 1193 nucleotides. It is a transcript of the gene sigmar1, whose product is annotated as sigma non-opioid intracellular receptor 1. Bases 128 to 796 code for a protein of 222 amino acids. NCBI's taxonomy places the organism in Eukaryota, Metazoa, Chordata, Actinopteri, Gadiformes, Gadidae. The transcript has 5 exons. Gene Ontology annotation, cellular component: endoplasmic reticulum. The record is from RefSeq and is a predicted model, not a curated record.